AUACGUCUCUCGCAAGAAACCACUGUUUGCAGAAUUCAUCAGACCCUAAAUCCUCUAGGCUAUCUAGGAUCAAUAUGGAGAAAGUUGUCAGAUUUCAGGUUCUUUGCCCUCCUUUGAAAGGUGGUUUGCUGAGGGGUCGACAACAUUCCACUGUAAUGAACAUAAGGGCACAAACACGUUCUCGCGUGAGCAUAAAUCCAGUUAUAGGAUGGGAAAUUGUUACUUUUUCUGCAGUUGAGACUCUUGAGAAUGGUUCACCAUCUGUUGAUGCCUUACUUGCAAUGCUUCCUUACUUCCGUGACUUCAAGUGUGGACUGUAUGAAGUCUCGUUACUUGUUGAGGAAGAACAACGUAGCUGUUUGGCAGAGGACUUUCUGGUCCAGUGGAUGCAGCAGACUCUAACUUCAAUAGUUGUCUCUGAAUACAACACAUACAUUCGUGUUCAGAUCUUUGGAGGAAAUCACGGCGUUAGCAAUGCACUGUCUCUAAUCGUGACCAGUUUGAGGCAAAACGUUUUCAACUGAAAGUUGAAGAACAGUAUGAGAGGAUAUGAUGUGAACAUAGUAUCUGAGCAGGAGCAUAGUCAGUUUUUGGUCCUUUUUCUUGUUUUUUGAUUUGGUGUGUUAUCAUCUUCUUCUAUUGAUAGCUUUCUGUUUUGAUGGAACAUAUAAUUACGUUUCGUUGUUAUCUGUUUGGGUGUUCUUUUAGUCAUCAGUUGCACACUUGUAAUGCAAAAAGCAGGGCUUAAUACAAAGAUUCUUUAAAA
This is a messenger RNA of Arabidopsis arenosa, 766 nucleotides long. NCBI's taxonomy places the organism in Eukaryota, Viridiplantae, Streptophyta, Magnoliopsida, Brassicales, Brassicaceae. The record is from the annotation of a GenBank genome assembly.